This is a messenger RNA of Effrenium voratum, 1518 nucleotides long. Lineage: Eukaryota; Dinophyceae; Suessiales; Symbiodiniaceae. The record is from the annotation of a GenBank genome assembly.
AUGGCUUUCCUGGCGCUCGCGUUGGCGCCGUUUGGGGCGCUGGGCCACGGGGCGCUCUACGAGCCCCCGCCCAGGAACUCCCAGGGGAUGGGACUGCUGGCACCCAGCUGCGCGGGGGGCGCCUGCCAGUGGUACAGCCAGGGCACCUCGAUCGGCUGCCCGGCCAUCUCUGGAUCCCACGACGCGGCCCCAGAUUGCCCUGACCCCGCGGAGCCUACGCUGAGGUUUGGGCAGGACGACGACCUGCUGCAGUACCCGGAUGAUGGGUACGGGCACCCCACCACCUACCACCCCUGGCGGUACCCGGGCAGCGCCCCGGUGGGCGACGUCUGCGGCAUCACCGGCGGCGCCAGUCCGCCUUUGGGGCAGCUGGACCCGCCCCCCGGCUUCGCCAGCGGCGCCGCCGGGUCCGAGCUGCCGAAGCUGCUGGAGAAGACGGUGUGGCGGGCCGGCUCGGACGUGGAGGUGGCCUGGGGCCUCGCGGCCAACCACGGGGGGGGCUAUCAGUACCGCCUCUGCCGGGCGGACAAAGAGAUCUCGGAGGAGUGCUUCCAGCAGACGCCCCUGGGGUUUGUGGGCGACAAGCAGUGGCUGCAGUUCGGGCAAGGCUUCGAUCGGAACGACCGGAUUGAGAUCACUGCUCGCCGGGUGGGCGGCGACAAGGUGGUGCCGAAACACUCCACCUGGACCAUGAACCCCAUCCCCGGGUGCAAGGGCACCGCCGCCCGGGCGCGCACACCCUGCUCGGGCCCCACCUUUCAGCCCCCAGCAAGCGACCGCUUUUGGAAGUAUGGCGGGGGCAAGGAGAAGGGCAUCUACGGCUAUGGGGGCGGCCACUGCAUGGGCAACCUUUCCGUGAAUCCGGACGCCAAGUGCAGCUUGGAGGAGUAUGGCAGUGCCUCUUUCGACUUCGGCAUUGUGGACCUGGUACACGUGCCCAAGGACCUGCCGGAAGGGGAGUAUGUACUGAGCUGGCGCUGGGACUGCGAAAUGACCAAGCAGAUCUGGAGCAGUUGCGCGGACGUCACCAUCACAAAGAACGAGCCCACCAGCGUGGCGUUCACCCCGCUGAGCGGCUGCACGGCGUGCUGCGAGGGCAUCUGCAGCCAGUGCAGCGACUGUUUGGAGGACAAGAGCGGGUCCUGCGCGCAGUGCUGGCAGCCUUUGCGCUGGUGGAGUGGACGGGACUGGUGGACCCCCCGCGCCAAGCCCAUCCAAUGCCUGGGCCAUGAGGGCCCGGGCGGGGGCCCGGGGGAGUACCUGGCGGGGGACCCGCUGAGCCCUCCCUGGUCCCCCGGGUGCAGCCGCUGCUGGGCUGAGGGCUGCGAGGUGCGCGUGCGGGGCACCGCCGCAGCCGCGCCCAGCUGGCCUCUCCUGACGAAGCUCUUGCUGGCGGGCGGCGCGGUGCUACUCGCGGGGGGGCUUCUCAUUUCCUACAUGCGCCGAGCUCCCGCGGAGAGCGCGCGCGAGCUGGAACGCGCACCACCCAGCACUGAGCUUUCCCCUUGUUCGCUCUGA